AGGCUAUAUUUAGGUUUUGUGUCUCGACCACGCAAACAAAUACACACAUCCCCACACACACACACAGACAGGCGCAAAGUUCGGAUGCCUAAUGCAUCUGGCAUCUGCUGUUGUUGUCGGGAAUGGGAAGACUUUCGGCAUUGUUUUCCCGGAAAAGGUUAACCACGGCCGAGACGCGGUUGCUGGUGGAUCAGCUUAAAAUAUCCUGCGGAAUCUUUCUGGAUCCUACCAUACGGUCGCCCAACAUCCAAGAAACCCGUGCGUUAAAGAUCCUGCAGAAAAUCGUUACCAGAUCCCAGCGGCACAUCAUCCAGUACGUACCGGACCGGGAUGCCAUAAUCGAGUGUUCCUUGAUACUGGUCCAGAACUAUGUGGCACAUCUUCGGCUGAGGCCCAGUCCACUGAAGCGUUGCCAGCGAGAGCCGUUCGCGAAUGCGAAGGUACUCUUCCAAGCUGCCAUUGAUCUGCUCGUUCCGGAGCUACUGAACGAAGUGAUCGAUACGAUUCUGAAGUUUCUCCAGACGGAAAACCUGUGGCAUGUGGAGUUUAUCUGCGUGGAAAUUCUGCUGUUUGUGCUCGAAUGUCAAGCACCUUCGGCUCCGCUGCUAUCGAAGCUAAUCGAUCGCGUUGAACGGUUUCUGCAGCUCUCCGACAUUGGGCAGGUUCGGCAUGUUCUUUCCGUGCUGCAGAACGUGAUCGUAUCGCAGCGUUGGGAUCUGAUCGAAUAUUCUGAGCUGUCGAAGUUGCUGCGCUUUUACCACACAAGCGUGAUGAUCGGGACAAGCCGCAAUCAAAUUUACGAACUUCGGCGAGGAUUCGAGAAGUGUCUGAAGGAUCUCGUUCCACUGCUAUCGGUAGCUGAUCGGUACGGAUUCUUCGUCAUGAUGCUGCCGCUCGUGUUCGACACCGACAUGUCGGACGAGGCACGGAUUGAGUUCGGAUCGACGGUAGAACAUGCCGCCUCGUACAUGAUACUGUACGAUCCACGCAAUCAGAAGCUGACAUCGGACGUGAGCCCGUUCAUAGUGGAGUAUCUGCUGCAGUGCAUCGAAUCCGAAGACGCGACCAGAUGCAUACUGGCCUGCAAAGUGCUGAUAAAGCUACUCGACCGUGGUCAACACAAUGCGGACCAGUUUCAAUCCCCUGCCGUCUUCCACAUGGACACUUACUACGAGAUUGUGCUGGCAACGGAUUUUACUCCUCUGCAACAGUUGCUCAUGGAACAGAGGAUCCAUCUAGAGCAUGCACUGCUACAAGCGAUAGAACUCCACAGCCAGCGUAAGAUGAACCUGGAAGUGUUCUACCAGCUGCUCUGCACACUGCUCGUCGAAGUCCCGGGAGGAUUUACUGCUUCCGCCAUCAGCUGUCUGUUGCUAAAGGUGCAAAAGAAGUUUCUGUACCAUUCGAUCGAUUCGCAGGCGGAAAUGUUCGAACAACCGCAACACGCGAACCGUAUCCAUGCCACCAUAAUGGCCGUGAUGACACUGAUCAACUGGAUCCAUCGGGCAAGGUCGAUGAAUGCGUACAUUACGAGCGUACUGCACAAUCGGUUCGAUCACGCCCCGAGUCUUAAUCCACCGCUGAGGGAACAGUACCGGUACGCUGCGCAUCACAUCUCCUGGUACGACAGUCGACUGUUCUUCGACACGCUCGAGAUUCGGUACAGCUUGUGGAAGUGUUUCCGUAUCUUGGAGGACAAAAUUCCCAAACCGAUGCGGAUGCGGUCCCGAUCGUGCGAUGAUCCCCGACGGCAGCUUAACGGUGGUGCGUUGAAUUUGUUUGCUGGCAUGUGAGAGACCUUGUAGGGAGCAUUCAAAAUUACACGUGGUAGAGAGUUUUGAGUUUUGUAUUUUAUUUGGAUAAAAAGUUGGCAAUGAUGUGAACAAGUAAUCUGAACUUAUUUGAUGAUGGCGAAUGGAAUGGUCCGCUUUCAGUAAAAGCUU
Anopheles stephensi (Asian malaria mosquito) is the source of this 1943-nucleotide messenger RNA. RefSeq lists its product as uncharacterized. Lineage: Eukaryota; Metazoa; Arthropoda; Insecta; Diptera; Culicidae. The record is from RefSeq and is a predicted model, not a curated record. Bases 123 to 1793 code for a protein of 556 amino acids. Gene Ontology annotation, cellular component: plasma membrane. Gene Ontology annotation, biological process: protein localization to plasma membrane. The transcript has 2 exons.